This is a messenger RNA of Priapulus caudatus, 2909 nucleotides long. RefSeq names its product DCN1-like protein 1. Gene Ontology annotation, molecular function: cullin family protein binding; ubiquitin conjugating enzyme binding; ubiquitin-like protein binding. Gene Ontology annotation, biological process: protein neddylation; positive regulation of ubiquitin-protein transferase activity. The transcript has 7 exons. The coding region runs from base 527 to 1321 and encodes 264 amino acids. The record is from RefSeq and is a predicted model, not a curated record. Lineage: Eukaryota; Metazoa; Priapulida; Priapulimorpha; Priapulimorphida; Priapulidae. Gene Ontology annotation, cellular component: ubiquitin ligase complex.
GUAACCAUUACCCACUGUGUCUUAUACUGCCAUGCCCUUGCAUCCAAAAGUCUACCACAGGAUUUCAAGGACAUUAUGACGAACGUAGUCUCGGUUGUGAAUUUCAUACAUAGUCGAGCUUCGAACCACUGUCAGACUAUUCCUAGCCCUUUGCAAAGAGAUGGGGAGCGAGCACGAAGUUCUGCUCUAUCACACCGAGGUGCGAUGGUUAUCCCGGGGACGUGUGUCUUCACAAGAGUAUACGAACUUAGAAAAGAAAUUGAUUUGUUUUUGCGCGACAAAGGUAAUACGCUGCAUGAAAAAUUGAGCGAUAAUGACUUCAUUACUUCACUGGCAUAUAUGUCUGACGUAUUCACAUUGCUCAAUGAGCUCAAUACUUUGCUUCAAGGCCGUCAAGUUACAUUCAUUGACGCGCAAGAGAAGAUAGCGAGCUUCAAACAAAAUCUACAGCUUUGGAAGCGACGCACAGACAGAGAAAACUAUGCCAGUUUCCCAACUCUAGACAGCUAUUUGGAGGAAAUGGACGAUGGACAGCUAUCAGCAUAAGCUAAAAUCAUCCCAGAAGGAGAAGGUUCGGCAGUUCAUAGCUUUCACCAACACUGGAGAGAAGACUGCCAUCUUCUGUUUGACACAGCAUGACUGGAAACUCGACAUUGCAUCUGAUAACUACUUCCAGAACCCUGACGGAUACUACCGGGAACCAAAGUCCAGUGUCGACAAGAAAAAACUAGAUCAUCUUUUUAAUAAAUAUAAAGAUCCGCACGAAGAUGACAAGAUGACGGCCGACGGAAUCAUGCGGUUCCUUGAGGACCUGAACCUGAGCCCUGAGAGCAAGCUAGUUCUCAUCAUGGCGUGGAAGUUCAAGGCUCAAGCGCAGUGCGAAUUCACGAAAGAAGAGUUUCUCCAAGGGAUGAUAGAAAUAAGUUGUGAUACAUUAGAAAAGCUAAAGAGGCAACUGCCACAUCUAGAACAGGAUCUUCGAGAUCAGCAUAAGUUUAAAGAUUUCUAUAGUUUUACGUUUAACUAUGCGAAAAAUCCAGGACAGAAAGGAUUAGAUCUUGAUAUGGCAAUAGCAUACUGGACAAUAGUGCUCACGGGACGAUUCAAGUUCUUAGAUCUCUGGUGUCGGUUUCUUAUGGAGCAUCAUAAGAGAUCAAUUCCAAAAGACACGUGGAACUUGUUGUUAGACUUUAGUAAUAUGAUAGAUGAAGCCAUGAGCAACUAUGAUGAAGAAGGAGCGUGGCCAGUCUUGAUAGAUGACUUUGUGGAGUGGGCACGACCUCUCUUGUCUACACAGAGCAGUAGGAUGACAAACGUUUGACACAUGCUUGCCAUCCGACACCCAUUACCAACCGUAGUAAUGUAUUUAGCCAAGUCUAUUGUUUGCCAGGUGAAUAAAGUGAAACUUUCGUUUCUGACGUGAGCACUUUUUAAAUGUAAAGAAUUGUGAAGUGGGAGAAAUGCAGCAGCAGCAGCAGCAGCAGCAGCAGCAGGAGGCAGUGCUUUUAUGAGUGAACUUUGCACAUUGCGCUGUCCUGCAUAGCACGGUCAACAUCUGAAUGUACUCGGUCCGUGUCGAAAUGUGAACUGAACAGUUAUAAUCUCAACUGUCGAAUUCGGCGUGCGUCAUGUCCACCUGAGGUUUUGUUGACAUUCGCAGCUUCGCUUCAGUGUCUUUGGCACGGCGUUUCGAUCAAAUGGUUAUUCUCUGAGGCUCGUCAUGCUAGGUCGGCCGUUACUAAGUGCAGCGACGAACUCGGCGGGAAGUGAAAGGAAUGUUAAAUAUUAUAUUAUAUGCCGAGGAAACUGAGCCGAAGCUCAGCUGGCUUCAUUCGGCUGCAACCAACGGUAGUUCGUCGUAGUGAAUGGUCUGAACUGGUGAAUAGUGUCACGUUCGCGUGUUCCGGCGUUCGAAUGUCUUGCUAACAUCCGUACGACGGAUCCAGGGUUCUACGUGUAGAGCGGAUGUUUCCACGCGAGGCAGUCGCAUGUUUGCGUACGUUUGGUGGUACAUGUUUGUGCCGUGUCACUGUAAACUAGGUGUGUAGGCACUAACAUGGGAGGGAAACCGGCCGAUAGACUGAUCCAAACGAGGCACAAAACAUUGAGCAGUGUCUGGGAACCCUUCCUUGAUUUUUUGUACUGUAAACACAGCUUGUGCAUAGUGCACACGUUAUAACUGUGUACCCUACGCACAUUCUAACUGUGCAACUUAAACACGUUCUGUGUACCCCACACACAUAUGUUACACACAGACUAACUGUGUACCUUACACUUAUUCUAACUGUGUAACUUACACUAAUUCUAACUGUGUAACUUACACUUAUUCUAACUGUGUAACUUACACAUGAUUUCAGUGUGAGUUGUGUACACAUUCUGUACUGACACUGUACGAUUGUCAGUCAAAGGCGUUCGUUACACACAGCUGUUCUCCAUCUUCAUUGACAACUUGUCCAUCUCUGUCACACUAACUGAUUAAUAUCGAUGACUAAUAUAGUAACACGUGAUUCGAGCUGUAGCAUGAGAAAACCGUAAAUUUAUAUCUUGUUCUUUCGACUUCGAUCACAUGUUUGACGUAGGUCUGUCGCGGAAGGCCCAUGUUUAUACGUGCUGUGAUAGACUCACGCAACAGCAGCAGCAGCUGCCAUCUCCAGGCUGGUUUUCCCAUUGAAACAACUGUUUUGUUACUGAGUAACUGAAGGCAGAGUAACACCAAUGGGUGAAGGGGGAGCAUUUCGCAUGUUCACAAGAUUUACAUGAGAAAACGAUGUUGUUAUGAGUGUUUGGUCGCGUGUUACAGUUACAUGCAUUUUACGAAAUGAGCAAGUACUUCUCUGUUUUUUUUAAUUUUCUGUAUGAUAGUAUGAGUGAAUGUAUAAUGGUGAAUAACUAGUGUAAAUUUUAACUGA